UUUGUGUCGUUCACAUGGUUUCGUUCGUGAACGCGGCUUGUUUGGUCGUGCGCGCCCACACCAAAAAUCAGAAUUUCGGCACGGAUUUUGUGGCGACAAGAAGCCGGUGAUCGGCGGAAUACAACUUUGGAGAGAACCCUGCAUCAGAGCUGCUCGCUCGAGAAAUCGUCACUCGGGAUGCCGGUCUGACUGGAAUUCGGCAGCCAUGUCGACCAAGCGCCAGACGAACGACAGUAGCUCCCCCACUAAGGGCGGGGGCGGCUUUAUGUUCGGCAAGGCGCGUUCCAGUGUCAGGAUUCUACGGAGGAACAGCAACCAAGUCACCAACGGGUCGGACUCGACAACCAGCACGCCCUCGUCCAACCCCUUCGGUCGGUGGUUGCGUGGUCUUGGCGGAAGCAACCAUAAUAGCAAUCAGAACAACAAUAAUAGCGACGCAAAUGGAGUCGCUAGCACAGAAGAAAGCCUAAACAGGGCCAAUCCUGCGUACCACAGCGAGGGCAAAGGGUUGCGGAAGAGAAGCAAGAAUAAGGACAAGCGUCGCUACUCCUUCAACGAAAAGGUCGACAAGUCCGCCGCCGCUAUAAAGGCAAAUGGAACCAAGGAGGCCGCAAAGGCCGAGCCUCUCUCUCCAGCGGCCAAAGAGGCGGCCGGGCCGAAAGCCCCGCAAGUCCCUUCGCUCCCGAUGAGCCGCUCCACGCCGAAUCUGCAGCAGCCAGUCAGCAUUUUUUACAUCAACGACGCCCCCGCUCCCGCUGGCAUCACUGGGGCGGGCGGCCACCACCUGCAGCAGCCGCCCCCGCCGAGUCGCUCCGACUCGGUGGGCUCGCUGCCGGCCUCAUCCUCCUCGGGCCUCAGCAGCUGGGGCAGCAUCCAGGACGCGUCCAAAGCUGGGUGGGAGCAAGCGCCGACCCCGCCAGUGCGAGAUGCCAGCAGUCUCAAGGCCCUCAGAUACGGCCCGGGCCACGAGAAGUUUCCCUCGUGGCCUGUGCCCGCCGCCGCAGACCAACUGCCCGCUGUCAAGCAAUGCUGCCACAACACAGGAGGAUCACACAGGUCUAAGUCCUGGACGGAGCAGACGGACUACCCCAAGGAGCCUAACGGUCCUUACUACUCUCGCCCCUAUCUGAGGAGGCAGGCGUCCUCAGGUAACACCCUGAAGACCGUGCAGGAAAGGUCGGAGGCGGCUCUGAUGUUUUCAGAGCCACCUCCCCCUGAGCAGCCGCAUCUCAGGUCGCUGCCCACCCUGGACAGGGAGGGACAGGCCAUCGGCGACCUCAGGUACCUGGCACCAUCUCCUCCCGAACGGGAUGCUUCUGUUCAAAAGACAGAACACCAUCAGAUGCCCCUCUUGACGCAGGCCGACGUGGAGGAGUAUGCUAGAACUUACGACAGUGCAUUGAUGCGGCAUCAGUCAACAGAGCUCUUCAGCAAUAACGGACCGGUGCAUCAGUCGCAGGGCAGUUAUGCCCAAUCUGAGGGAUACCACAGCUAUGUUUCCAGCACCGACUCAACCAAUACGCCCUUUUUAGACAGGCUUCGUCAGGACAGUCAAGGGGGCAGUGGCCAUCAUCACCAUCAUCACCACCAGGCAAGCGUUGCCAGCAGUGGAGUGGCGUGGGAUGAUGAUGAGGUGGCCAGCACCAUGGAGCCGUCCGCCGACCAGUGGCGAGGCUCGCUCAGUGACAUGAGCGUCACUUCCAGUUCAAUGGGCCUGUCCUCCUUGAAUACUCGGCAGCUGAUCGCGCACAGCUCCAAAGUGCAGACUCCGCAGAGGCACAUGUCCGAGAGCGUGCUCAUCCUGUCCUCGCAGCACAACCAGCCAAACCUUUCCAAAAACAACUCGUCUUGGUUGAGGGCAAACAGAAGUUUCAACCAGUCUACUGGAAAUAUUAGAAAUUCCGCCCUUCACAACUUCUCCGUGGCUGAAAGAGUGAAUGAGCUGGAGCGGCACAAUUUUUCGUGUUCUACGUCUGCGCUGUCAGCUCCGAAGCUGCAGCCAAGACCGAAACCCACGAAUCAGUCUUCCUACAGCUCGUCCAACCUGAAAGCAAUGCAGAAGGAGGCGUUGCUCAACUAUUACGAGAGGAAGCAACAGCAGACGAACAGCAGUUCCUCCUGGAAGUCUGAGCCGUACCUGGCGCCUCCACCCGCGCCUCCCAGGUCGGCUGCCGUUGAAGCUUACAGGAGACCUGAACAGCCUGAUUUUGAGAGGCACCUUAGUGAUCCUGAGCCGUGCUACCUGGCCAAGCCGGUGUCCCUCUCGCCGCACUCGGACGGCAGUCUCCGCAGGCAGAGCCACAGCAGUUCAAGUAGCAUCUCGUCUGGUGAGCCAUCCCACUUGAGCCCCCACCACGUCAAGUCGCCACUGAAGAAGCUGCCAUCGCCCACGGACACCUCGGCAGACCUGCUUGGUCCCCUGAUCAUGGGGGCUCCAAUCUAUUUGGAUGACUGGGUGCCUGAAAGGCCUCCGAAAAAGCCCCAUCUGCGGGCGAAUAUCGGCAGGCCGCUUCUGGCGCCGCAGCAGCCUCCGCAGCUGAAGAGAUGCAGUUCCAGUCCUGAACCGCCACCACCACCCACGCCACCUCCACCCAGCCACGAAGAUGAGGUCUUCCAAUGCGACGAGCCAUUGCCUCCACCGCCUAAUGACAUCGACAACGUCUGCACUGAUGUGAACAAUAGCAAGAGUUCGAGCAUUCCGUCGACCGUUGUGUCUUCGUCGUCUGCCAGCUUGCUGCGGUGCAAUGUGGACGCGCCAUGCAGCAUCGAAGGCUCGUACAAACGCACCCCCGAGACGCCGGUGAAGGCGGCCGUGGUGACGACUGCGCUGACGGCCACGACAAGGGCCAGCAUCGCCUCGUCUGUGGCCAUCGGCGUGGCGCCGGCGCUCGCCUCUAGUGCUCCGCGCAUCCUCCGCCCCCUUAGCAACAAACAACGCGACCCCCUCGUCCUCAACAACAAUAACAACAUCACCAACCUGAACAACAACAAUAACAACACCAACUCCGUGAAGAACAGCCUGGACGGCGUGGCGAAGCAGUUCUCCGCCUUGUCCACCAACAAUAUUCUGACCAAGAACAAAGGACUCUAUGAAAAGAGACAGGAUGACCAGAGGCUCAUCAUUCCACCCAAGAAGCCAACCUACGUCAGGUCCACCCUGAACUCAGAUUGCACCCCCGCAGCCCCGGUGGCAAACCGGAGCCUGAAGCCGGUCGUGCCGUCCCUCCCGCCCCCGCCAACAGUGCCGCCCCCGACUGAGCCAUGUGAAUCUCUAAGCAACCACCUGGAUGCCUCCAGCCAAACAGAUCUCUCAAGCAGAACGGAAGCAGCGCAAGAGCCGAGUUCAAACAAAGAGGCCCCCGCUGCUCCCGCGAGCAACCCGGUGCCAUCACGGCUGGCCUCUGAGGUGGCCCAGAGGGAGGAGGAGGAGUGCGCGCAGCUGACCAGGGACCUCGCCAGUCAGCUCCCGCCCUCAGACAGGCUGCAGGAGAUCUUGGCGCCACAAGUAGAGAAAAUAAAGCCUACAGAGUUUGUGGAAGGUCUCUUCCAAAUCCGGCCACCGUCAAGGGCGUCUUCAAAGUCGUCGGCCUCAUCGACGAAGCCCUUGAGUCCGCCCCCUCCCUCGACGCCCCCCAAGGAGAGCAGCCCCAAUAAAUCUGCAGACACAAGUGCGAGUGAAACGCUUCCGGCUAACUCGGUGUACUUCACAACGUCAGAGCCGAAAGCAAUGUUCCUCACCAGGUACAGCAAGGACAUUUCCACCAGCAAUCCACCCAUGACGGAAAACCUGCAGCGCAAAAAGGAGGAGUUAGUUGCACGUUUGUCCAAAAAGCUGGAGAUCCUGAAGGAAGAGCAGACUGUGAUGGCCAUGGAGAUCAAGAUCAACGAGAUGCUUGGACUCGGACUGCAGGACAGACUGAAAGAGGCCUCAAAGCACCAGGAGGCAGCAAAGCUGGCUCUGCACGUGGACGAGGUCGGCAAAAUCACAAGCCUGCUGCUCGGCUUGUCCGGCAGGUUGGCCAGGGUGGAGAACGCCCUUGUCGGACUGAAUGCCGUUCCUAAGAGUGAAGAAAAAGACACACUGCUUGCCAAGAGGGAAAAGCUGAGCUCGCAACUGACGGAGGCCAAGUACUUAAAGGAGUGCAUCGACAAGCGGAGCACACACCUGGCAAAGAUGCUUGCAAAGAUUCUGGAUGGCGACGCGUCGACGGACUUUGAGCACUUCAUCUGCAUGAAGGCGUCUCUUCAGGUGGGCACGCGGGAGCUGGACGACCGGAUCGGCCUUGGUGAGGAGCAGCUGGCCGCCCUGAAGGAGACGCUGGCCGCAUGACCCAUCCCAUUGCUGCAAUAAUUCAUAGCAAACCCACUCCCAUUAGCGUUUGUUAUUCAGCGCGGGUAACGAUCGCUAGUGACGCGGACACAAGUUUGAGCGAGUGCAGACGCAGCCUUAAAUUAUUGUUUCACGCGGCGUCGUGAAGCAUGCCAAUUUAAGAAGAGCUUUUCUCGUUUUAAUUAUUUGAUAACUCGAGUCUCUGAUUGUAUGCAGACUGCGCCUGCCUGUCUGGAGUGAAAAAUUACUUAAAUCGCAAAUAAAAUUGCAUUUAGUCCUCAUGUUUCGAAUUUUUUCUCGUUUGCAAAGUGAUGUUGUUUCAUCCUGAUCAAAUAUUUUAUGCCCAAUUGACUUUCCCCAGCUGGAACUUUUAAUCAGACAGCGGCAGCGCGAUUUGCCAUAUAAAUGUGACGCAUCUUGUUGAUUAAAUUAACUCUGUAACUAGUCUCUCCCUGAGUAAACAGAUUGUGUAAAUAGAAGAUAAACAGAAAUAUGCAAUUUUGUGCAGAAGCGGAGAUGCAACUGCUUAACAAGCAGUCGCGAUUAAAAUAUUACAAUAUUAUUACCUAGAAGAAGAAGUGUCUCUCUUUUGUCUUGAUGAUUUUGUUAUUGAGGCUGUCUUGUGAUAUGUGAAUAUUAGAUUUUUGUUGAAGUGUUGGAAGCAGGAGAACGCGGAAACGUCAAAUUGUUACGCAAAGGUUGUAAGCCCAAAUUUGUUUUCUGUCUGAAAAGAGUCCGAAUAAUUUUUUCCACGCCCUCAGCCAAAUUGUACCUAACCACUUUUCACUGGUGCUUAACUCAUGCAUUACGCAGUGCUUGGUUUUACUUUGUAAUUCACCUCCUCAUACUGUUUUAAGUUUUUUGUGCCAGGUCAGAGCUGAAUGAGUUCCUAAAGUCUCUGAUCACCUUAAUAGUAAAGAUGUAAUUAGCGCGAUUAAUUGUAUCAUCUGUCCACAAAAACAGCAAAAAAGUUUGGGAUUUCAGCAACUUUGUUUUGAUUAAUUGAUGUACAAUUAACUAUUUUUGCAAAACUGAAAGCAUGUGCUUUAAUUUGGAUGUAAAUGAUUGAAUGUGAAAAUGAAUCUUAAAACACUAUGUAUCUUGGAAUAAAAAAAUCAAAUACAUUUGUUAUAAAGUGAA
This is a messenger RNA of Cloeon dipterum, 5470 nucleotides long. It is a transcript of the gene Shrm, whose product is annotated as Shroom. The record is from RefSeq and is a predicted model, not a curated record. Gene Ontology annotation, cellular component: adherens junction; apical plasma membrane; cortical actin cytoskeleton. Bases 206 to 4330 code for a protein of 1374 amino acids. NCBI's taxonomy places the organism in Eukaryota, Metazoa, Arthropoda, Insecta, Ephemeroptera, Baetidae. Gene Ontology annotation, molecular function: actin filament binding. Gene Ontology annotation, biological process: actin filament organization; cell morphogenesis. The transcript is spliced from 18 exons.